Larimichthys crocea (large yellow croaker) is the source of this 1402-nucleotide messenger RNA. Its product is annotated as granzyme A. Bases 106 to 873 code for a protein of 255 amino acids. The record is from RefSeq and is a predicted model, not a curated record. Gene Ontology annotation, biological process: proteolysis. Gene Ontology annotation, molecular function: serine-type endopeptidase activity. Lineage: Eukaryota; Metazoa; Chordata; Actinopteri; Sciaenidae. The transcript is spliced from 5 exons.
UUUUCUGCGAUCAGACCACAUCCCUUGAGUUUAACAUGAAGACACUGAGUGUGUGAGUCGAGGUGGGUUUCAGUGCAUUCACACCAAAGACUGAGAUAAGACAACAUGCUCGGCCUCUGGACUUCCUCUGUCUGUGUCCUUCUCCUCAUUGUCCAGUCAGGUCGUGGCUCUGAGAUUAUCGGUGGGACAGAAGUGAAGCCGCCACACUCGAUGCCUUUCAUGGCUCUGCUGAGGACUCCGCCCUGUGGAGGGAUCCUGAUCAGUCCAGACUGGGUCCUGACUGCUGCCCACUGUGCUGGCGUGAAGGAGGUUCUGCUGGGUGUUCACUCCAUCAAAGGAAAUGAAAAUGACACCAGGCAGGUCCGACGCAUCAAGAAGAGAGUUCCUCAUCCGUGUUACGACGCCAAAGACAACGCUCACGACCUCAUGCUGCUCAAGCUCAACAAACCGGUGAAGAAAACCAAGGCAGUGAAAUGGCUCAAGUUGGGUAAGACGGUCAAAGACCCAGCGGCUGGUUCCAGCUGCCUGGUGGCCGGAUGGGGGAAAACAAACAACGUCAUCAAGAAAAUGUCGGACGUCCUGAUGUCCACCAACGUGACUGUGAUCGACAGGCAGAAGUGCAACUCCCCUGAAUAUUACAACCUGAAGCCUGUCAUCACCAGCAGCAUGAUAUGUGCUGGUUCAGACGGCAGUAACACGGCUGACACCUGUGAGGGGGACUCAGGAGGGCCACUGCUGUGCGAUGGGAGGCUCGUCGGAGUUACUUCUUUCGGACGGAGGUGUGGCCUUCUCAAAAAGCCUGGAGUGUACUCUCUUCUGUCAGAGGACAAACUCAACUGGAUCAACAAGGCUAUGAAGCAGUCUGACAUAUGAUAUUUAUUCUGUGAUCUAAAUUAUCUGCUUAAAUCUUUGUGCUACUUUACCCUCAUCAUAUUUACUGUGCAUGCUUUAAACCUUCAUGUUAUCUGGAGGACACAGCGUCCAACAUUUAAAAAAUGUGGACUGCUACCCGAUGGGUCGGAGGUCACGGACAGUCAGUGCUGGUUCUGGUUCUUGUUCAUCACGUGCAGAGAUUUCUCCGAUUCUCUGAAUCUUUGGAUGAUAUUCUGGAUUGUAGACGGUGAAAUCCAGAAAUUCAUUCAAACGUUGAGUCAGCUGAAAUGUCGCAUCUCUCUGCUCGUUCAGUAUUAAUCUGAAUAUUGGUUUAAAAGUCGUUGCAUUCUGUUUUAAUUCAUAUUUUGCACAGCGUCCCUGUUUGAAGUUUGAUGUUUGACCACAGACAAAGCUCGUGAUCUGUUAAACUCCUUCCUUGAAUUCACAUCUUACAAAGUAGAACAGCCUGUGACGUCUCUCUGUGUUAACGCUGUGUGCAUGCUUUCAGUUUUGUGCUAAAUAAAUAUGU